AUGGGGCUGGGUUUACUUGGGGCUUGCCCCGGUCCCAGCAUAGUCGACCCUGACUUACACGACCUCGGGGAACGGCUAACCCGCUACUUUUUAAUUUAAACAAACGAAAUUUAUUAUUAUAUAUAACUUUUUGGAGUUCUACAAUUUGAAGGUAGAAGCAUAGAUUUUUAAUUUACGUAUUAAGCCUUCAAGAUAAUAUUUUGUUUUAAGAAUAAUGAAAUAUUUGAUGAUUCUUAUACUUAUGAUUUAUUAUUUCCAUCUUUGUCAAGAGCUAAGGCAAUUUUUAUAGAACCAUUUUAUUCUUGA
Messenger RNA from Paramecium tetraurelia, 306 nucleotides. RefSeq lists its product as uncharacterized. Lineage: Eukaryota; Ciliophora; Oligohymenophorea; Peniculida; Parameciidae. The record is from RefSeq and is a predicted model, not a curated record. The transcript has a single exon.